AUGUUUUGGGAAGUAAUAUCGGAUGAACACGGAAUUGAUCCAACAGGAACAUAUCAUGGUGACUCUGAUUUACAAUUAGAAAGAAUUAAUGUUUAUUAUAAUGAAGCCUCUGGUGGCAAAUAUGUACCACGUGCAGUACUUGUCGAUUUAGAACCAGGUACAAUGGAUAGUGUUCGAAGUGGGGCAUUUGGGCAAUUGUUUCGUCCAGAUAAUUUUGUUUUCGGACAAUCAGGUGCCGGUAAUAACUGGGCAAAAGGGCAUUAUACAGAAGGUGCGGAGUUAGUCGACAGCGUUUUGGACGUCGUACGAAAAGAAGCAGAAACAUGCGAUUGUCUUCAAGGAUUCCAGUUGACUCAUUCGUUGGGCGGCGGUACUGGUAGUGGUAUGGGUACAUUAAUAAUAUCAAAAAUACGUGAAGAAUAUCCCGAUCGUAUAAUGAUGACAUUUAGUGUUGUACCAUCACCAAAAGUUAGUGAUACAGUUGUUGAACCAUAUAAUGCAACACUGAGUGUUCAUCAAUUAGUCGAAAAUACAGAUGAAACAUAUUGUAUUGAUAAUGAAGCUUUAUAUGAUAUUUGUUUUCGUACAUUAAAAUUAACAACACCAACAUAUGGUGAUUUAAAUCAUUUGGUUUCAGCAACAAUGUCUGGCGUAACAACAUGUUUUAGGUUUCCAGGUCAAUUGAAUGCCGACUUAAGAAAAUUAGCUGUUAAUAUGGUACCGUUUCCACGUUUACAUUUUUUUAUGCCUGGUUUUGCACCGUUGACAUCACGUGGUAGUCAACAAUAUCGAGCAUUAACUGUUUCUGAAUUAACACAACAAGUAUUUGAUGCUAAAAAUAUGAUGGCUGCAUGUGACCCAAGGCAUGGACGUUAUUUAACAGUAGCUUGCAUAUUUCGUGGUCGAAUGUCAAUGAAAGAAGUUGAUGAACAAAUGUUAAAUGUACAAAAUAAAAAUUCCUCAUAUUUUGUUGAAUGGAUACCAAAUAAUAUUAAAACAGCUGUUUGUGAUAUACCACCAAGAGGUUUGAAAAUGUCGGCAACAUUUAUUGGAAACAGCACAGCAAUUCAAGAAUUAUUUAAACGUAUUAGUGAACAGUUUACAGCCAUGUUUCGUCGAAAAGCAUUUUUACAUUGGUACACAGGUGAAGGUAUGGAUGAAAUGGAAUUCACAGAAGCUGAGUCAAAUAUGAAUGAUUUAGUAUCAGAAUAUCAACAAUAUCAAGAUGCUACAGCUGAAGACGACGGUGAAGGCGGUGAAGAAGAACAAGACACUGACUAA
Molecule: messenger RNA, 1281 nt
Organism: Didymodactylos carnosus
Lineage: Eukaryota; Metazoa; Rotifera; Eurotatoria; Philodinida; Philodinidae
Source: the annotation of a GenBank genome assembly